Perca flavescens (yellow perch) is the source of this 1241-nucleotide messenger RNA. RefSeq names its product abhydrolase domain containing 6, acylglycerol lipase b (gene abhd6b). The transcript is spliced from 8 exons. The record is from RefSeq and is a predicted model, not a curated record. Gene Ontology annotation, cellular component: membrane; AMPA glutamate receptor complex. Gene Ontology annotation, molecular function: monoacylglycerol lipase activity. Lineage: Eukaryota; Metazoa; Chordata; Actinopteri; Perciformes; Percidae. Gene Ontology annotation, biological process: acylglycerol catabolic process. Bases 1 to 1023 code for a protein of 340 amino acids.
AUGGCGGCUGAUCUGGACAUGGUGAACUUGUUCAUCAUUGCGGGGGGAACACUGGCUAUUCCCAUCCUGGCCUUUGUUGCUUCCUUCCUCCUCUGGCCCUCUGCACUCAUUAAAGUGUAUUACUGGUACUGGAGGAGGACUCUAGGCCUACAGGUGCGCUAUGCAGAUUGCGGUGGUUAUCGCUUUUGUUACGCCUACAGAGGAAAGCCUGGGAUGAGACCCUCCAUUUUGAUGCUGCAUGGCUUCUCUGCUCACAAAGACACAUGGCUCACUGUUGUCAAGUAUCUACCAAAACAUCUGCACAUUGUGUGUGUGGACAUGCCUGGUCAUGAGGGAACAACACGCACCAACACAGAGGAUUACUCCAUUCAGGGGCAGGUCAGAAGGAUCCAUCAGUUUGUGGAAACCAUUCGUUUAAACAGGAAACCUUUCCAUGUGGUUGGAACCUCCAUGGGGGGAAAUGUAGCUGGGGUUUACGCAGCCUGCUACCCUUCAGAGAUCUGUAGCAUGACUCUCAUUUGUCCAGACGGUAUAAGACACCCAUGUGAGACCAAAUUUGACAAUCAUCUCCAGGACCUAAAGCACAGCAAUUACACAUUAAACAUACCACUGAUCCCUACUACACCAGAGGAGAUGGAGGACAUGUUCAGACUUUGUUCUCAUGUUCGCUUUAAAAUCCCUCAGCAGAUUCUGCAAGGACUGGUAGAUGUUCGGCAGCCUCACAACACAUUUUAUGAAGAAGUAUUUAUGGAGAUUGUUGGUGAGACAUCAAGAUAUGCCUUACAGGAGCACUUACAUCUGAUCACUGCACCUUUACAAGUGAUUUGGGGCAAAAAAGACCAGGUGGUGGAUGCCUCUGGAGCUACAGUCAUUGCAGAGCUGGUCCCUGGAUGCAGAGUGGACCUGCUGGAGAAUUGUGGACACUCUGUGGUGAUGGAGAGGCCUUGUCGGACAGCCAAACUCAUCCUGGAGUUCAUCAUCUUGCAGCAAGAUGCUAGGGGUGGCACAAAGAAAUCUUCCUGAACUAGCUAGACUUUUAAUAAUCUCUUUCCACUGCAAUGCUUCACAUGUCCCUUGAACGUGACAUGCAUAUGUAAACAGAUGUAGGCCUAUAGCUUCAAAAAAUGGACAGAUAGCAAUGUUUAUAGUGUUCUACAUUUCUUAGAAAAUGUAUCGCAUUUCAUUUGUAAUGUAAACCGCAUCAUGAUAAUAAAAGUCCCAUGCAUUUACCUGUAUGUAAC